GUGAACCGGAUGCUCCGUCAGUUUCCUCCUGCCGCCGCUCGGCGCCGCGCCGCAGCCAUCCGCGGGGUGCGGGCUCGGGGCUACCUGCGGCCGGCUGGCAGGUGCGGGACGCGGGCGGGAGCUGGGCGCGCACGGCUACCGCGCGUGGAGGAGAAGCGGCCCUCCGGCGAUGGGUGCCCGGGGCGCUCCUUCACGCCGGAGGCAGGCGGGGCGGCGGCCGCGGUACCUGCCCCCCGGGAGCUUUCCCUUGCUGCUGCUGCUGCUGCUCCUCUGCAUCCAGCUCGGGGGUGGACAGAAGAAGAAGGAGAAUCUUUUAGCUGAAAAAGUAGAACAGCUGAUGGAAUGGAGUUCCAGGCGCUCAAUCUUCCGAAUGAAUGGUGAUAAAUUCCGAAAAUUUAUAAAGGCCCCGCCUCGAAACUAUUCUAUGAUUGUUAUGUUCACUGCUCUUCAGCCUCAGCGACAGUGCUCUGUGUGCAGACAAGCUAAUGAAGAAUAUCAGAUACUGGCUAACUCCUGGCGCUAUUCAUCUGCUUUCUGUAACAAACUUUUCUUCAGCAUGGUAGACUAUGAUGAGGGGUCAGAUGUUUUCCAACAGCUCAACAUGAAUUCUGCUCCUUCAUUCAUGCAUUUUCCUCCAAAAGGCAGACCUAAGAGAGCUGAUACUUUUGACCUUCAGAGAAUUGGAUUUGCAGCAGAACAACUUGCAAAGUGGAUUGCUGACAGAACGGAUGUUCAUAUCAGAGUCUUCAGGCCACCUAACUACUCUGGCACCAUUGCUCUGGCCCUGUUAGUUUCACUUGUUGGUGGUUUACUCUAUUUGAGGAGAAACAACUUGGAGUUCAUCUAUAAUAAGACUGGUUGGGCCAUGGUUUCUCUGUGUAUAGUCUUUGCUAUGACUUCUGGCCAGAUGUGGAAUCAUAUCCGUGGACCUCCAUAUGCUCAUAAGAACCCACAUAAUGGACAAGUGAGCUACAUUCAUGGAAGCAGCCAAGCUCAGUUCGUAGCAGAAUCACAUAUUAUUCUGGUACUAAAUGCUGCCAUCACCAUGGGAAUGGUUCUUCUGAAUGAAGCAGCAACGUCCAAAGGAGAUGUUGGUAAAAGACGAAUAAUUUGCCUCGUAGGAUUAGGCCUGGUGGUCUUCUUCUUCAGCUUUCUACUUUCAAUAUUCCGUUCCAAGUACCAUGGCUAUCCUUAUAGUGAUCUGGACUUUGAGUGAGAAGAUGUGAUUUGGACCAUGGCACUUUAAAACUGUAUCCUCAGCUUUUUAAUUAAAUGAAGCCAAGUGGGAUUUGCAUAAAGUGAAUGUUUACCAUGAAGAUAGUGUUCCUGACAGUACUUUUGAGUAUUUUGGUUCCUUUCUUUGUUGUGAUAACCUAGCUUAUUCUUGUAUGAUUUUUAUUGUGAGAUUUCUAGUAAAUAUAAUUUAUAGAAAUGGAUGGCUAAAUGUAGUAUUAACUCUGUAAAGAACAAAGGAAACAUUGAGGUGAUUUUAAAGUUUGUAGUGUAUCUGUUAUGAGAUUGAAAUAAUCUUUAGGAAUUCAUGUUUAGGACUGUUUAUAAAAGGGAACACAAUGUUAGUAAGAGAAAGCUAAAAGGUUAAAGUAUCCUUAAAGAUGUACAGAGAUAAAGUAUAUGCAUGAAACUGUGCCAUGUGCUGAAAUUAUACUGACUGUAGCUUCAGGUAGAAAAGAUGUGUCUGGUUACAAA
Messenger RNA from Sorex fumeus (smoky shrew), 1707 nucleotides. It is a transcript of the gene TUSC3, whose product is annotated as tumor suppressor candidate 3. The record is from RefSeq and is a predicted model, not a curated record. NCBI's taxonomy places the organism in Eukaryota, Metazoa, Chordata, Mammalia, Eulipotyphla, Soricidae. The transcript is spliced from 11 exons. Bases 170 to 1216 code for a protein of 348 amino acids. Gene Ontology annotation, cellular component: oligosaccharyltransferase complex.